UGAUGUACGAGGUCGGCCAGAUUGUCAAUAUUGAAGCGUCGCCAGCUCUAAACUCAACUAGCACUUUUGUGUUUUAGGUGUUUAACAAAAGGGUAUAUUGAAACACGGAAUGGCUGAAGAGGAGGAUGAUUACAUGUCUGAUGCUUUUCUCAGUCAAAUAUCUGACGUCAGGCCAGGUAUGCCAAUGGUGAAACGGAUGAAAGACGCAAUGAAAAAAGAGGUCAUGAUAAAAGAGAAGAAUCAACAGAACCGUCAGAAAACCUAUAAAGAGCAAGAGCGGGAGAGUCGUGAUGCAGUUUUACAGACUUCUAUCAGCAAUGAAAAUAAAGGUUUCGCAAUGCUGCAAAAAAUGGGAUACAAAGCAGGCCAAGGACUUGGCAAAAAAGGAGCUGGGAGAGUUGAACCAAUUCCUCUGAACAUUAAAACAGACAGAGGAGGUGUUGGAAUGGAAGAAGUAAAGAAAAGGAAGGCUGAAGAGGAACUCCAACAUUACCGACAGAAGGUUCGAGUAAAACAAGAAGUGGAGAAACAGUCACUGGAGGACUUCAGGGUAAGGAAGAGAACAGAGAGAGAAGAGCGUCAGACGGAAGGGGACCUGAGGCGGAGCCAGCGGGCCUGUGAACAACUCGAUAGCCAGAAGGGAAUCACUGCUCCCCGGGAAUGUUGGUAUUGGCCAGAAAAAGAGGAGGAGGACGAGGACGUAGAUGAAGAUGAAGAGCAAUGCAAGAAAGAGGAAGAUGAGGAGGAGGAGGAAGAUGAGGAAGAGUUAACAUCAUUAGAUAAGCUACAUUUUCUCACAUCUUACCUGAGGGGUGUGCACUUUUACUGCAUAUGGUGUGGAACAACAUACAAUGAUGAGGAAGAUCUGGAUUCAAACUGUCCUGGAGACACAUCAGCAGACCAUGAUGAUUGACAUUGUUGAGGAUUUUAUACAUUUUCUACUCACAAUAGAGUUUCACAAUAAAAUGUAAUGAUCACAUUACAUGUAAAUACACGUUUUAGCGUAAUUGGACUUGGAUAAUGUGCACCCUACAGGAAAUAUGUUUUUUUAUUUGUCAUUGUUUUGCUGUGUUUUGUUGACGUAAUUAAAAUAUUGCUUAAGCCUACAUGACAUUUGUUGUGGACACUUACAUGAUAUUUAGCUUAGUGUAUCAUUUAGUUUAAUGUUUAGUUUAUUGUUAGAUAAUCUCAUCGUAUUAGCCUAUUAUAUAUCUGACAGCAACAACACCAGCACACAUUGAACCUGUCAGAGGCCAUUCAGUAACGCCUCCUUCUCAGACGUCAUCUUUUCACGGAAAUCGAAACAAGAAAAUUAGACUGUAACCGCGCCACGUCGUGAAAUUUGGUGCUGCAUUUGUAUGUACAAGCGAUCCCCCACUCACAGUAAAGCCUGCAGUUGGUGGACCUAAUGAAUUACGUUGCAAAACUUAACGAGUAUGGACAAAAGAAUCAUGUAAAUGUGCAAUAUGAAGAAAAGGCUACUCCGGACCAUACUAAAGCGUAGGUGGUCAAGCAAGCCCCAUCCUCUCCGUCAGCAACACGCUCCCCAUCCGCUUCCAGGUUGGCCGUAGACGACAUGAUGGAGGCUGCAUUUGACCAAUCGCACUGUAUGUUCUUGUAGGUUUACUGUACGGGCUAUUGUGAACGGCAAGCGGUAUCCAGAGGGAGUUGGGAAAAAUAAGAGAGAAGCCAAGGAAAAUGCUGCCCUUAAGGCCCUGGGAAUGCUGCCGCACAAAGAGAGCAAUGGCUGUAGUUCUUCCCCAGCCAAAAUAGUACAACCCAAUUAUCAGUGCUGGCUCAAUGAACACAGCCAGAAGACCAGGGUGACCUAUAAGCCUAUUGAAUGGACAAGAGUGGGCGCAGCCAGUACACCAUUUUGCUGCCGGUAUGUUUCUACUAAUGGGGAAUCAUACCCUGAGGGCUAUGGGGAAUCAAAGCAGAAAGCCAAAGAGGAAGCUGCAAAGCUUGCUUACCUGGCCCUGCAAGUAACAGUCUGUUAUGGUGUAUGUGGUCCGAGCUCUAGGCAAGAUCAGAAGUGGGCAUCCUCUGUGGAAAGCACCCUAAAAGCCAGCGCUGCAGGAGGAAAGCACAGAAGAUCUGCCCCGACCCCAGCCACAGUCUUUUCACACACCUCCAAUGCAGGGGGGAAAGAGUUGAACUUCUUCAACAAACAUAAGGCUGAGCUGGAGACUCGGCUGUCCACCAUUUCUGUUCUCAUCCAGCUGGAGGGGUGCGGCAUACUGAAUGCCGUGGAGAGGGAGACAGUGGAGGCUGAAAGAAUUAGUGUCUCUCAGAACCAUGCUCUGAUCGUCAUGCUCAGUAGGAAAGGAGAACGGGCUCAGGAGAAGUUCUAUGAGAUUUUAAAGGAAACUGAUCCCUACCUGGUGAAAGAUCUUGAAAAAGGGGUUUGCACAUCAUAGGAGAAUACUGUAUCUAGAAGAUGUCAGGAAAACAGACAAAUUGUAUAACAUGUUGCCUAUGUGUUUUUACCCAUGCCUCUUUUUUUAUCUAAAUGAAAUUGAUUAUUUACAAUAAUUGUAUGAAUAUCUUGUGCCUAUGCAGCAUUUUAAUCAACUCUUUGAUUUUCUGUAUUGGGAUACUUCAAUAAUUAUGUCAAUGUUAUUUUCAAUAAAUGUGGAGGAAAUAUGAA
Alosa alosa (allis shad) is the source of this 2650-nucleotide messenger RNA. RefSeq names its product G patch domain-containing protein 11-like. Bases 110 to 913 code for a protein of 267 amino acids. Gene Ontology annotation, molecular function: nucleic acid binding. The transcript has 15 exons. Gene Ontology annotation, biological process: regulation of apoptotic process. Gene Ontology annotation, cellular component: kinetochore. The record is from RefSeq and is a predicted model, not a curated record. Lineage: Eukaryota; Metazoa; Chordata; Actinopteri; Clupeiformes; Clupeidae.